CAGACGUGGAUCCGCUCCCCUGCUGGUCCGGCGAUGACUACGUCGUGCUAUAACACAGAUCAUGUGCCUCGACUCGGAGGCCGAGGAGUAUGAGUAUGCGAAUUGAGCAGGGGCUGUAACACUCGGGCACUCGGCUUCCGAGCUCUAUGCUGUGAAAACGACCAUCUGAACGCUUGCGCACUGCCGCUUCACCAGAAGCAUACAGGCGCGACUCACGCCAGGGACGGGCAACUCGAUGGCUCCGUCAAGACGCGACUGUUCAUGACACAGAUCCGGUUCGGGAAGACCACGACGAGGAGGUGACCCCUGGUAGUCAUCUUAAGGAUCUUCUUCCCAUUUACCGUUUAGAGUUCCUUCCAACCAUCCCACAGGGCAAAUUGAGUUUAUUUGAUCGAAUCUGUCGAUUGUGGACGACGCCUGAUAUCAGCCAAGCGCGCAGGUACAAAUCUUCGGGCGUGGAUGGUCGGCGCACGGUGCUGUGGACGAGAACGAACGGAAUCAUAGCUCAAAGAAGUAACCUAGUGCGUCCGACCCAGCUAACCUUGCCGUCGGCGGUAUGUUUCUCAGCUGCGUACCGACACCACACGAUAUUAUCUCGACCUGACAUUGCCUUGGAGGGUCUUCCCUCCCUGUCGAGUCUCAAACCUGGUCUGUGGGUGUCCCCGCAAGCCCAUUCCUUGGGCGUCGCCCCACCGACACGGGAUUCCUAUCUCUCGGAAUCUGACAGUCUGGACCCUUGCACUCCGCAGCUUUCUCUCCACCGACAGGUCGCAACUUGGCUCGUCAACCGCUUUUGUGGCUCUCCUUGCCUUCUUCCUUUGGCUAGCGCUGUGAGAACUCUCCAUCCGGUCCAACUCAUCUUCACGCCGGGACAUGAACUCUGCACUGCUGCGCUGCUUCUGCGACAAUUGUACUUACCCGUGGUUCCCCAUGUCAACCACUUCACUUGACAUGCGGAUCCGUGGUAAGAUGCCUUUCUCGCCCAGCGCUCGCUUAGAAGAUGGGCCUUAGGCUGCCUGGAAAGAUCUGAAGCUUCCGAAAGUGUGGACACAGUGUGGUCGUUUGUUACAGUGGGCGGGAUCUGCUGCACUGACCGAACAUCUGCGCGUCCGCAUAGACCUGCUACCUCUCCUCCGGCGUGCUUCUUUGGUCAAGUCGACAAGACGACCGAAGGUGCCUCACGAUGUAUUUAGGGUAUAAAGGUCUGCUUGCAGCACUGGAUGGGAUGCUCUCCAGCACAUAGUACCACCACCCGCUUCCCGACCUCACACGACAUGAACCGCAAUUGGCAGCAGCCUACCAAGGGCGUCCGUUGGGCAGACGAAGAUCAGGUGUACGAGAUCACCCCGAACACAUCGCCAAGGCCCGCUCCCUCAGCUCCUGCCCAGACGUCGUGGGGCUACGGAACGCUGCUUCUUCCUUCCAACCACGUCGCCCAACAUGGAUACUCGUACAUGGUUCCCGCAUCCGUGCACGCACCGCUCACUCUAGUCACCCGAGGCUACAUGCCCAUGAUACCGACUAUCUCUAUCUCUACUUCCAACAACUGGAUGGGGUCGCCUGACCGGCGCAGGACCGACGGGACUAUGUACGGUAGCACGGUCCAAGGCGUGAACAGACCGUUUGUCCCUGGUAGCCCCGUCACCGCACUCGCCCCACCUGCAAUCCAUCAAGAGCUCCAGCGUUUCUCGCUCAGGUGGGACGUGCGAGCGGAGGAGGCUCCGCCCGGACGGUUCCAGGAUUUUGCUCGUGACCCGGCGUUCGUGCAAGCGGUUGUGAGGUCGAUCACGCUGCGCUUCACCACGCCAGCAGGCUUCGUCUUCCGGAGGGGUGUCCAUGAGACGUCUGGUCGGUCACUGCGAGUGAGAGACAUCCUACGGGCGAUACACGAGGCAUUGUACGCGCCCCUCCAGCUGGGUGAUCACGACAUGCUCAACGCUGCGUUGACUGCGCGCGGGCAUCGUAGACUGCAGCGGGACGGUCAGUUGUGUAUGGUGGAUUUGUAUCCGGUUGGUCGGGGGACUCCGCCCGAGCUGUACUUUCGCGGAGUUCGGUGGAGUUGGACGGGAGAGGAGCUGGUAGUGCAUCUUGAGGCCCCCUCCCGAAUUGCUUAAGUGCCUCCUGCUCCCUUCUGAGACCAGCUGCGAUGUAUGAUAGGACUUGACUGUAUGACCGUGAAAGAUAUGUGACUAGGAUCUGCUCCCUCGUCACCGCAUGCACUUU
Messenger RNA from Dichomitus squalens LYAD-421 SS1, 2223 nucleotides. RefSeq lists its product as uncharacterized. The transcript has 6 exons. Lineage: Eukaryota; Fungi; Basidiomycota; Agaricomycetes; Polyporales; Polyporaceae. The record is from RefSeq and is a predicted model, not a curated record. Bases 1221 to 2114 code for a protein of 297 amino acids.